CAAACAAACUAAUUUGAAAUAGCUCUGGCACAUCUCAAGAGCUUAAUCACAGCUGUUAUUAAGUUGCUAUGGGAACAGAUUUGUAAAAUAAAAAAACCCAUACAAAACAGUUGUUUGUUUUUAAAUGCAACAAAGCAUAAUUUUGAAAAAAAACUCUGGCCAUUUUAAAUUAGCUUCUGUGUCUUAGAUUUCUUUCUGGGUUACAAUGUCUGAUGCUUUCAUAAAAUGAAGAAAAAAAACGGAGCAAAAAAAUCUUUGCACGGAGGUGCCAAGGAAAAUGCUUCCAUCAGUGUUAAAUCAAAUGAGAAGAAACUAUUAGGCGUGUCAAAACACCAGAAUAAUCCCUCAAAAAACCCAGCCGGAAGAGGCCUUGGAAAAGCCGGAGCCAAACGUCUAGGUCGGCUUCUGAAACGAGUCGUUCUUCCUCGGGAGGAACCAGCAGCCGUAGCUGCACUUCCAAAGACUCCCGUUCGUCUUUUCAAACAUCAGAUUGAAAAGAAAGCUGAUAAUGCACCCACGGCAAAGUUCUCGAAGCAGCAGGUUUCCAAGCUCAUCCUCAAUGUGGUAUCCCAGUGCAAACAUAAAGGGGGCAUCUCAAUGGAUGAGCUCAAGGAGACACUGGCCGCCGAAGGCUAUGAUGUUGCAAAGAACAAUCGGCAAGUUAAGGUGGUGACGGAGCAGCUGGUCAACAACAAGACACUGGUGCGAACUACAAGAAACACCUCACUGAAACUCAACAAUAAGAAACUAAUAAAGAGUGUAAAGACGAGCAAAACAACAUCUCCGAAGGCCCUACAAGAGCAAGGGAAGAAGACUCCAACCAAAAAAAACCCUGCAGAAGAGACAAAAGCACAGAAAAAAAACAAAAGUCCGCCCAAAGCAAAAGCCAAAAUACAAAAAAUGCAAAGAAAUGCUGGCAAAGCAUCACCGAAGUCCAAGAAACAAAGAAAGCGGUCACCCAAACCCAUAAGAAAACCCCAAAAACAAGCCAGGAAGAGACCUCAACUCAGAAAGAACCGAUCCCUGCGAGCUCAAACGUCAACAGCAAAGACUAAAAAGACACAUAGGCAUAAACCAAAACAGGUCAGAUCUUCCAGGAAAAAGCAAUCACAAAGUCGGAAACUUCCUAAAAAAAGCUCAAAACGGCAGAAAAAGCUUAGCAGGAGUUACAGGAGAAGCUACAGCUACUAAGACUGGCAAUAAACUGAAGUAUUUUUAUCAA
Molecule: messenger RNA, 1222 nt
Organism: Poeciliopsis prolifica (blackstripe livebearer)
Lineage: Eukaryota; Metazoa; Chordata; Actinopteri; Cyprinodontiformes; Poeciliidae
Product: histone H1-like
Exons: 3
Coding region: 226-1191 (321 amino acids)
Biological process (GO): nucleosome assembly
Cellular component (GO): nucleosome
Molecular function (GO): DNA binding
Source: RefSeq, a predicted model, not a curated record